Coregonus clupeaformis (lake whitefish) is the source of this 4464-nucleotide messenger RNA. Its product is annotated as tau-tubulin kinase 2. The record is from RefSeq and is a predicted model, not a curated record. The coding region runs from base 362 to 3328 and encodes 988 amino acids. Gene Ontology annotation, cellular component: ciliary transition zone; cytoplasm; nucleus. Gene Ontology annotation, molecular function: protein serine/threonine kinase activity; ATP binding. Gene Ontology annotation, biological process: signal transduction; peptidyl-serine phosphorylation; cilium assembly. The transcript has 15 exons. Lineage: Eukaryota; Metazoa; Chordata; Actinopteri; Salmoniformes; Salmonidae.
UAGCCCGGCAGCGGAGAUAAACAGAGCAUCCUCUUCUCACAGAGAGAACUCUGCAAAGAUUCUGAGGGACAAAGAUGCAGAGGGAUGAUCAAUCAAUGGAUACAAGGGGGAGUGCUUGUCGGUGACGUAACGGAUGCUGUUGGGUGAAUGAGCGGAGGAGAAACCUUCUCCCCAGUUCGUUAUGUGCACAAUAAAAUGUUUUAAGAGUUGAAGGCAGCACUCACAGCAAUGGAUAUGGAGAAAUGUCAGUUAACUGCCUGCAUUUAAAAUAGUAGCUACAUGCUUGGAAAUGGUGCAAUCAAACAAGUAAGAAGCCAGCGACACUGAUGCCAGGGUCAAACCGUCGUUGGGAGCACUCAAGAUGAGUUGCGUUGUAGAGCAGGCGGCAGACAUCCUGUCAGUGACAGACCUGGUCCGGGAGAGAUGGAGGGUGGUGAAGAAGAUUGGCGGGGGAGGCUUCGGGGAGAUCUACGAGGUACUGGAUCAACUGAGCCAGGUCAACGUGGCACUGAAGGUGGAAUCUGCACGGCAGCCCAAACAGGUGCUGAAGAUGGAGGUGGCUGUGCUGAAGAAGCUCCAGGGUAAAGAUCACGUGUGUCGCUUUGUGGGCUGUGGUCGUAAUGACCGCUUCAACUAUGUGGUGAUGGAGCUUCAGGGGAGGAAUCUGGCAGACCUGCGCAGAACUAUGUCUCGCGGCACCUUCACCGUCUCCACCACUCUGAGGCUGGGCCGGCAGAUGUUGGAGGCCAUCGAGAGCAUCCACUCUGUGGGCUUCCUGCACCGGGACAUCAAACCGUCAAACUUUGCCAUGGGGCGCCUGGCCAGCACGUGCCGAUGCUGCUACAUGCUUGACUUUGGUCUGGCCCGGCAGUUCACCAACUCUUGUCAGGAAGUGCGCCCUCCUCGUCCUGUGGCAGGGUUCAGGGGAACAGUGCGCUAUGCCUCAGUCAAUGCACACAAGAAUAAGGAGAUGGGUCGCCAUGACGACCUCUGGUCUCUCUUCUACAUGCUGGUAGAGUUCAUGGUGGGCCAGCUACCAUGGAGGAAGGUCAAAGACAAAGAACAGGUGGGGAACCUAAAGGAGGCCUACGACCAUCACCUCAUGCUCAAACAUCUCCCCUCAGAGUUCAGCGUCUUCCUGGAUCAUAUUCUGACCCUGGACUACUACACUAAGCCUGACUAUCAGCUACUAAUAUCAGUGUUUGAGAAUGCCAUGAAGAGCCACAGUGUGUUGGAGAACGACCUGUAUGACUGGGAGAGGUGUGACUCGGAGGAUAUGCUUACCAUCACCGCCUCCGCCACCACAGCUCAGCAAUUCACCCGACUCACACCAGCUUACAUGGGCAUGGCCAACGCCUCGGUGCUCCCCGGCGAGCUGCAGAGGGAGAACACCGAGGACGUACUGCAGGGCGAGCGCCUCAGCGACGCCGACAACUGUCCCCCCAUCCCGGCCCAGCACCAACGUGCUGCCCAGGGUGCCGACGUGUGGGAGGAGUUGGACCGCAACCGCAAACACGCCGCAGCCCAGCAACAUCAAAAACAGCUCAUCAGGAAGGUGGUGAGUGAGGACGAGCACAGCCAGAACCAGGGGGGUAACCAGAGCCCCAACACAGGCUCCGUCCAGAGCUCCCCCAGACGGGUGCGCUCAGAGACCAUGUUCCUGGACCGGGCAGCCCCCCUGCUCCGGAGGAUGAGACACAGCCAGAGCCUGGCCUUCGAGAAGAGACUGGCCCCCGAACCCAAGCCCACCAUCGAACGCUUCCUUGAGGCCUAUCUGGGGAAGCAGCGUCCACAGGAGCGAGAGAAGACCAUCCCCGAGAGCGGUGGGGGGCAGGGGGAGCAGGUUGGCACCCCCUGUGACGAGGACCAGGCGACAGGGACUCCCGGCGGAGUGGGGACCCCUGACCAGGACCAGGAGGAUGGGGCUGGGGCCAGCAGUGGAGGCUUUGUGGCCCUCAACCUUAGCCCCGUGCCCCAGGAGGGAGACUCCCAGGAGUGGGUGAUGCUGGAGCUGGAGCAGGGGGGAGGCAGCGGGGCCUCUGGGGCAGCCAAGCCUCCAGGAGAUGACGCUCUGGAUGGGGAUAAACCAGGGGCCCAAGCAGAGGCCGAGGCCCAGGACCAACAGCCUCCCUCAGCCCCGAUCAGUCCCGUCCAGUCCCACAUGGCCCUGCCCUGUACCUGGUUACUGGGCGGCAAGAGGCUGCCUGGGAUGCUAGGCCACAUGGGCCGAGCUCAGAUGGAGCAGUCACCCAACCCCGUGCCACAGUCCCCCGUGACAGAGAAGAGUGAAGCCAUACCACUAGAGGCCCCGUUCACCAGACCCACCGACCUCCAAGAGGGCAAGGUUGGCGAGAUGGUCCAGUCAGCCCCCAGCCCUGUGCCAAGCCUCAUCCCAGCCCACCUCGCAAACGAUAAAGACCCAGAGAGCGACUCUGGUCUCCCCGACCGUUCCUCUGAACCCAACCAGCGCCCCCAGGUGGAGAAAGCUAGAGGCGCCGCGGAGAGUGCCGGCACUGUCUCCUCCUCACCCCCACCGGUCCUCCUACGAAGGGACUCCCCCUCCUCGUCCAGACUGAGCCGCAUCCCCGUACGAGACCCAACCACUGCCCCGGAUUCCCCCACCCCCUUCACCAUGGACCACCGUCACCGCUGGAGCAGCCCUGUGCCCGGCUCGCCCUCCCACUCGCCCUCGCCAUCCCUCUCCUGCGACAACCUGCUGCCCUGUGGCGUCCGGGAGCGGCUCCUGUCCUGCUCAGACCGCGGCUCACGCUCCGACUGGCUUGGGGAGGACCGCGACUCCCUCUCGCUCUCCUCCUCAGGCAGCAGGAGUAAGAUCCCGCGUCCCGUCAACCCCCCUCCUCUGGGGCCCGAGCAGCAGCAGCAGCAGCUCUCCUCCUCCGGCAGGUUCCUGCCUCGCCCGCCUCCCGGGAAACCGCCCACACGCCUGGCUGUAGACAACAGUAGGCACCGGCGGUUCCGGGUGCGCGCCAGCAGCACCAGCGAUGCUGACUUCCUGGCCAGCCUGACCCAGCUGAUGAAGGACCGCGGCGGCGCACUCUUCAGUCCCCCGCCACGCCCCCGCAGCUCCUCCUCCUUGCUGCAGCGCUCACUCAGCUCCUCCCCCUCCCGUCACGAGCUCCGCGAGGGGUGCGGGGUCUUCCUGGGGCGCAGCUGCUCUCCGUCCAGCUUCUCGGGGUCCCCUCCCCCUCCGCGGUACCCCCAGGACAGGCUCAGCGGGCAGCAGGGAAUACCGUGGGGUGCAGGGCCCGGUGCCAGAGGGAGGGCCUUCAGCCACGAGGGCAAAGGCAGCGGCAAAGUGAGCCGAUAAGUGGACAGAAUGGAAAAAAGUUUUUUGUUCAGAAGCAGGAUAAAUGUUGUCCUGGAGGCAGAGCUGAGUGAUUUCCACUAGAUAGGCCAGCUGCAAAGUCAAAAUUGGCUAUAUAUUAUAACAAUUAGCUUUUUUGGGGGGUGUUGGUCUUAAUAUAUAAUGUUAGGUUUAAAAUGAGAUUUUAUGACUUUGUGGCUGUGUCAGCUAGUGACUACUCUGCAGAGCUGCCUCCAGUACAUGAGUCAUCCCAAUAAAUGGCAACCUGCUGUUCAGAAGGGCACACUGUAGUAAAAAGUUUUGCAACGGUAAACAGAAAUUAGCGUUUCUCAUUGGACACGUUCAGGAGGUACAUCUCCAUUUCACUGAGAUUCAAAACGUUUCCUCCCCACUGCACACGACCCAGACUGCAAUGGUGACUAAGACUGUAAUAAUGUAUGUACAGAGAAUAUACUGGAUCUGGUCUUUGAUAGCAUGUGUAAAUAUAUAUUAUCUACUACUGUACUCCAGGGAAUGUAAAAUGUAUGAUAGAAUGUAUCUAUUUAUUUGUUGGAUGCGUCUCGAACAAAGUACUUGACAAAUGUAGCUCGAUUCCUCAGUCGAAAAGACAAAGGUUUCCUAAAAAAAACCUGUUCUCUCCCCGACCCUAGUCCUGUGCUCUUAACACUAUUUAUGUAUGUAUGUAUGCCAUGAGACCAAAAAGAUCUGUAUUGUAUCAUAUUUGAGGAAUGGAAAGGAGGUCUCCUUUCCCUUUAUGUAUGGACCAUUAGAAAAACCUAGUAUAGAGAGCACUUUAGUGCUGUUCAAUCAAAAUACAUUUUCGUCUUAUUGCACCAACACAUCAGCCUUCAUUUGUGAAGACCAGGGUAUUUAAGCUUCAUUCCUCCUUUCCCUCAGAAACGACUAGAUGAAACAAAAUGUAAUUCAAGCUAUUUAAAAGAAAUGUCACUCACUCUGGCAUAUUUACAAUGUAUUUGUAUGCUUUUGUUGUGAGAAUCUCCUAAUCACUCGUACCGGAUUAAUGUAACAAGUGCAUGGAUAUCAUUGCAAAUACAUUUUUUGUUUUUAUUGUUUUUUAAUCAUUUGUACAGUGUCCGCUAAAACAAAUCAGUAUUUUUUAAUAAACUGGUCCCAAUGAA